CAGCCAGCCACAACACCAUUCCACAUCACACUGCGCGCCCAUCGCCGCUCGUCUCUGCCUGGAGCAGGAUGCGUCCUUUUUGAUGAUGCCUCGGAUCACGGCGGCAGGACGGUCCCUUAUAUUUAUCGGCUGCUACCGGUAGAAGUGACAGUUUCAUCCUCUGAGGCAGCUUCUCGGCGGACACCGACGAUUGACAGGAUCCAUGGGCGCAACUACGGAUGCAUCCUUUGCGCUCUGGUGAUCUAUGGUGACCGGCUCGGUGGGGUUGGUGACCCAUCGUUUCAAGCUCCUGUCACAGCGGAAAGGACUGAUAACACACAGCCGGCCUCCAGGGUCGGUAAAGGGGAAAGAUGGGGAGCACGACCUCUUGCUGCGUGUCUGCCAGCCCCAAGCUCCGCAGAAAUGCCCACUCCAGGCUGGAGUCGUACCACCAGGAGUCGGAGCUGAGCAGGGAGGAGACGGGAUGCAACCUGCAGCACAUCAGCGACAGGGAGAACGUCGACGAGUUGAACAUGGAGUACAACCCGUCCGACCAUCCGCGGGCCAGCACCAUAUUCCUCAGCAAAUCUCAGAAUGACGAGGUGCCGACCAGGAAUGUGCAAGACAAACGAAAGAGCCUCUUCAUCAAUAAUCAUGGAACGCUGAGGCGGAAAUACAGCUCCUGCUCCACCAUCUUCCUUGACGACAACACAGUCAGCCAGCCCAACCUCAAAUACACCAUCAAAUGUGUAGCACUGGCAAUUUACUACCAUAUAAAAAACAGGGACGCAGACGGAGGAAUGCUGCUGGACAUAUUUGAUGAAAAGCUUCACCCUCUCUCAAAAUCUGAGGUCCCGCUGGACUACGACCAACAUGACCCAGAGCAGAAGCAGAUCUACCGGUUUGUCAGGACAUUGUUCAGUGCUGCUCAGCUCACUGCUGAGUGUGCCAUCGUCACUCUGGUCUACCUGGAGAGGCUCCUGACCUAUGCAGAGAUUGACAUCUGUCCGGGGAACUGGAAGAGGAUUGUUCUGGGUGCUAUCCUGCUGGCCUCCAAGGUCUGGGAUGACCAGGCUGUGUGGAACGUCGACUACUGCCAGAUCCUCAAGGAUAUCACUGUGGAGGACAUGAAUGAACUGGAGCGGCAGUUUCUGGAGCUGUUGCAGUUCAACAUCAACGUGCCGUCCAGUGUCUAUGCCAAGUAUUACUUUGACCUGCGAUCGCUGUCAGAGUCCAACAACCUCAGCUUCCCCCUGGAGCCGCUCAGCAGGGAUAAGGCCCAAAAACUAGAGGCUAUUUCCAGGCUAUGUGACGACAAGUACAAAGACGUGCGGAGAGCUGCCAGGAAGCGCUCGGCUAGCAUGGACAAUCUGUGUGGAAUCAGAUGGGUGCCUGCAAUCCUCUCCUAACCACUGAUAAACUGCCGUACACUGGACAGGCUACAGACACUAACCGGGUGAAAAAACUCUACAAACACAGAUCAGCGGACAAAGACCAACAUGGUUCUGGGCUGAGUUUCAGAGCUUCAGUUUUGGAUAUCCAGAUGCCUUCACAGUGCCUCAACUCAGCAAUGAAAAAGAGAAGUGAGUUCCUGGUUGUUAUAUCACCUGUGGAGAAAAAAAAAUCCAUCUUUGGACCAUAAAGAACGUCCUGGACAAGACAGAGCCUUCAAACUUCUUCAGAUGGCAGUGUGAACCUGCCUUAACAUACAGACUGUUCAGUUUACUGGUUUUGUCUGACUGUUUACAGGUUGUCUGGCCUGAACAUUUGACAUGCCCUGAUUUUCAGAUGGUCCUGGAAUUUUACAGCGAAGCUUAUUAUUUAUUUGACCUCAUUAUUUGAACUUUUCAACAGUUGCAGCUGCCUGAUCCCCAACUGCAGAAUUUCAGAAACAGUAGCGUAGCACUGGAAUUUGUACUGGUUAUUUAUUUCAUCUGACAGGUCUUAGAAUAAUAAAAGUGUUAGCAAAUUUUCUUCCCAGGAGAUCUUUGUAUUCAAGGUUUACAGUAUUUCUAGUGUACCUCUUGAUACUCAGGUAGUCUGUCUAGUAUGUUCAUUGAUUUUGAUGCUCCUCAUUUGAGUUAUACUGACGAUUGAAACCAGAUUUCCCACAGAUGUACUGCAAGUGCGAUCAGUACAGUCCUAUUUUAGGGACAUGCACAAUCAAACACUUACAACCACAAUAUUAUAUAACAUAAAAUAUAUACCAGAGUAUUUUUUCCAGAGGUUCUGAUUCAGCAUUCAUCAGAUUUUGGUUAUAUCUCAACUUUACUUUUUAAGGGGUUUCAGCAGUUUGUCAAACAUGGUUUUUACUCGAGGCCUGUUGAAUUUUAGAUGCCCCACAGAAACUCUGAUCAGAGUAAGUGCAUCUCUCUGCUGACAUCUAGUGGAUAUUUGAGCAUUGCAGAAAAAUACCAAUUCGGGUUUUGGUGAUUUUUAAGGGUCAACUCACCCAGACUCCAAACUCUUGGAGGAGACUUACAGUGAAUGCUUUUUACAGUGAAAUCUGUGAUGGCCAGAGACAACUUAAAACAAAUAUACGGGCAAAUAAACCAAAACAACCUGCAAGAUUAGACACCAUUAGAUACAAGUGAGAAAUUAUGUCUGAACUGACAAGGCACAAUGCAAAGGAAGAAGAGAGGCUGCUGAAAAAUGUAUUUAGCACCAAAUUCAGCCUCAGCUUUAGGUUGCAAGCGCACUCUUCAGGGGGUGCUGGUCCACAGAAGAUGUGAGGAGGACACACAGCACUGCUUUGUUUAUUUGUUCAGUGUUACAGUAGCCAGAUAACACCACAUUAUAUCCACAGGACAUUUGGAAAUUCUUAAAUAGAAAAAUCUGGUUUUAUAAGUCUCAUGCUCAGUGGCUGCUACCCUGAGUCCUGGCUGACCCCUUCACGCUGCUGUCAUCAUGAAAAAUUAGAUUGUUUAUUUAUGAAACUUAGAUUGAAUGAAUGAAUUCAUAAAAAGCUCUGUGGCUUAAGGGGUUUCUACAGUACAACAGAGCAGCGUGAAAUAUAGUUUUCACAGGACACUAAUACUUUGCUAAGGAAAAGGGAGCAAAGUUAACUUCAGAUUUAACCAAAGAAAACUGUUCAAAUGUGGGUGUGAUCUGUAAAGACACUGUCACCGGUAUGAUCGCCACAAACACUAAGGUGUGACCAACGACACCAGUAUAUCCUGGAUUAAAUCAAUAAAAGGAUAGAGAAUAAGUCACUUAAGGUGUGUGUUGAUUUAGAUAUACACUGAUUGCUUUACAUUUAAGAGACAUCCUUUUGGUAUUUGAGUAUGUUGACCAAACAGAAAUAGGAAAAAAAAAAACCAUAUAAAUCAUUUUAAUGAACUGGUUCUCGUUUCAAUCUUAUAAUGAAGGUUAUUUAAUAAACCCC
This is a messenger RNA of Toxotes jaculatrix (banded archerfish), 3364 nucleotides long. Its product is annotated as cyclin-Y-like. Lineage: Eukaryota; Metazoa; Chordata; Actinopteri; Toxotidae. Gene Ontology annotation, cellular component: plasma membrane; cytoplasmic cyclin-dependent protein kinase holoenzyme complex. Gene Ontology annotation, molecular function: cyclin-dependent protein serine/threonine kinase activator activity; protein kinase binding. The record is from RefSeq and is a predicted model, not a curated record. Gene Ontology annotation, biological process: regulation of cyclin-dependent protein serine/threonine kinase activity; regulation of canonical Wnt signaling pathway. The coding region runs from base 351 to 1388 and encodes 345 amino acids. The transcript has 11 exons.